CGCUGUGCAUUUCGUGCGUGCGUUCGCUGGCGAUUCGCGAUAAUGUUGACCUAGAUAAAUGUCAAGCGCAGACAACGCGUGUGUUCAUUCGCACAUCGCAUCUCUGGUCAACACAACGUGAUAAACGUGUUCAAACCUCCAACACUGUCGUGCACAUGUACAUAUGUGUACAUUCCUGCGAUUAGCUGCUUAAUCAUCACCCACCACACGCGUAAUUGUUUUGUUUUGUUUGUUUGUGCUGUGCGAGAGUAACGCCCCCACGUGGUCAAGCUGGAGCCGGAAACGGCGACAUCCCGGGAGGCGGGGCAACCGCGCCGCAAGAAGAUGGCCGUCCUGCCGCCGGACCCGCUCUUCCGCUUCAAAUCCGAUUAUGGACAUUUACACACGCUGUGUUUUAUGGAACCUGAGUGUGAUGCUGAAGAUAAAGAUGAGAUUGAUAGUAAACUACAGAAGUUAUCUGUGAUUGACGGUGCGGUGGCAGAGCAACCUAAAAAGACGUUGUUAUUAGCAGCAGGAGAGAAUGGAAUGGUGUAUUUUUUUGAUCUAGAGAGUAACAGACUGAUUUAUAAACAAGGAAUGGGUGUUUCCAUCCAGGCUGUGCACACUUAUCAAGAGGCAGUGAUAAUCCAGGAAAAACAAGGCCUAGUCUCAAUCUUCAAACGCUCAAGUGACUUAACCUACGAGAAGACAACAACGCUGCCAUGCGCUUCCGGUUUCUGCAAAACCCUUCGCUCUAAUCACAAACUUAUCAUACCGCAGGAAAACGCCGCCGUUGACAUAUACGACCUCAAAACUCACUCACAACUUCAACGUUUACAAAUCCAAUCAUCGCAUGGAUGUAAAGACAUCCCGACAUGUCUGCACGACGCAAUAAACCCUCAACAAUUAGGACAAUUAAUGUGUUUGGAGGUAGGCAUGCUUUUCACACGCACAUCACAACUGCACCAAGACUACGAAGAGUUAAUAUUCGCCGGGUUUGAAACCGGCGAUGUAUUUCUCUGGAAUCUCACCUCGGGUGUUCUCGUCGCACACGCGAAAUUCAACGAAUGUAUCAUUUCAAUCACCUAUGAUUCCAUUGCGGGUAAAGGUGUGGUAGGUGGCGCUGGUGGAGUAUUGCAAGUCUUCGGCGUGGAGAGAAGCACGAUGACUAUGAAACCGCUGUGUGAAUUGACGCUGACCAAUGAGGGUUGUCAGGUGGUACGCGUGCGUAAAGACAGGAAGAUAUUGGUGUGUGGUGGAUUCGACGGACGCACACGAAUCUACUCGUGGAAGACUCUGAGGUUACUCGCUGCGCUCACUGAGAACCACGCAUGCGUGACGGAUAUUCAGUUCUCUGAACAAGUGGUGCCGCAAUGGGGGAGUCAAAUCAUGGCGGUGAGUGGCGCGGAUGGUAUUAUCACCAUUUGGAAUUUGUAUAAGUAACAAAUUGACGAAUUUUUAAAUAAAUUGACUGCCGAAUUAA
This is a messenger RNA of Dalotia coriaria, 1462 nucleotides long. Its product is annotated as guanine nucleotide-binding protein subunit beta-like protein 1. Gene Ontology annotation, molecular function: protein binding. The coding region runs from base 325 to 1422 and encodes 365 amino acids. The transcript has 2 exons. The record is from RefSeq and is a predicted model, not a curated record. NCBI's taxonomy places the organism in Eukaryota, Metazoa, Arthropoda, Insecta, Coleoptera, Staphylinidae.